AUGAAUGCUUUCUUCGAUGGGUUCGUGCAUGCUGGUAUGACGUUGAAAGAAUUUGUUGACCAAUUUGAUAAUGCGCUCAGGAAGAAGGUGGAGGUCGAGACGACAGCUGAUUUCAACUCCGCAAACCAAACCAUCCCAUAUUCAUCCGCAUUUCGCAUUGAGAAGCAAUUUCAAGCUAUGUAUACGAACGCAAAAUUUAAGGAGGUCCAACGAGAGGUGUGGGGAAUGAUUUUAUGUAACUGCAUACUUAUAAGCAAGGAGGGUUGCAUUUCCACUUAUGAUGUGUUUGAUGAAAUUACCACUGAUGAUGACCAUGUCAAGAGCAUGAAGUACACAGUUUACUUUAACGAUGAGGAAGUUGAUGUUAAAUGCACAUGUUCAUUAUUUGAGAUGAGGGGAAUUCUCUGUAGGCAUGCAUUGAACGUUUGCCAGAUAAAUAAGAUUCAUGCGUUGCCGGAUAAGUACAUCUUGGAUCGCUGGAGGAAGGACUUAAAGAGGAGAUAUACGGUGGUAAAAAGUAGCUAUGAUGACUUGCGGCAGAAUGCGGACUCACGGAGGUAUGAGUUCGUGGUUAAACGAUGUCUAAAAUUAGCAACUCGUGUAUGCAGCAGUGAUGACCAUGUUGAUGCAUUCAUGUCCCACUUGGAUGAGUUUGAGAUUAAAUUUAAAGGAUUAACACUUGAGUCCGGUUCAAGCAAGGUAAAAGAGACUACAGCCCCCACCAAGGGUAAGCUUAUCUUAAGCCCGCACGUUGUUCAAGGGAAAGGGAGGCCGCCAACAAAAAGGAAGGUUCCGCCUUUGGAGAAGGCUGCAACAAAGCGAAAGAAGAAACCGACUUGUAGGAAAAUAUUUGAUGAAACAUCACAUGAUUCAGAGGUCUCAGAAGCUCCUACAACUGAUCAGGUACACAGUGGAAGCAAGGAUGAUUUUGUUGUUCUAACACAGUGCAGUACGUUCACAAACCCAACGCCAUCGGAAAAUGAGGAGAACUAA
This is a messenger RNA of Carya illinoinensis, 993 nucleotides long. RefSeq names its product protein FAR-RED ELONGATED HYPOCOTYL 3-like. NCBI's taxonomy places the organism in Eukaryota, Viridiplantae, Streptophyta, Magnoliopsida, Fagales, Juglandaceae. The record is from RefSeq and is a predicted model, not a curated record. Gene Ontology annotation, molecular function: zinc ion binding. The coding region runs from base 1 to 993 and encodes 330 amino acids. The transcript is spliced from 3 exons.